AUGACAGAUAAAUAUGAUGAAUCGCUAUAUGCCUCAUUUCAACCUUCUGACGCUAAGUUAUUAACUUCCACUUCUCAUACCCAAUUGUUAACUGAGUAUCCAAUCUUAUCAUCAGCAUUAUCCAAUAUAUUUCCCUACCUAUUGUUAAUUGACAAUUUUCUAGAAAUUGUAACGUGGACAAAUGAAGAUCCCUAUCAAAAUUUUAUUUUGAUAGUACUAUACUCGGUUAUUAUUAUGUAUUGGCAAAUUCUAAGCUUUAUAAUCAUGCCGAUUUUGAUGUCAGUUACGUUUGCAUGUCUUGUUUGGUCAAUUAGCUCUAUUAUUUAUGAUUCGAAGUUCAACGAAAAACCAACAAUUGAUGAAGUUUUGCACACACUACAUAAUAUUACUAUCAGGUUUGAAAUGCUUUUGAGACCAAUCCAACAUUUCCCUAUGAAGAAAAGAAAUUUUGUAAAAGCAUUCAUCAUGACAUUUUUACUAACUCCUAUCCACGUUGUAUUGGUCAAAUAUGUCAUACCUCCUCAGAAAGUUUUAUGGUUGACAGGGUUAUUUAUGUUAACAUACCAUUCUCCUUGGUCUUUCUCAAUAAGACGAUUGCUUUGGAGAUCGGUUUAUAUUAGAAUUUUCGCAUUCUAUGUUACAGGCUUGGAUAUCAAGUUGGACAGGACGAACCAAAAUCAUUUUCUGAAUAUUUCUAGGAUUCAUAGUCCUAACACUAGUGAUAUUGAAGAGUUUGAUGAGAAUCAAAAACCUUUGCAAUUGUUAGGUGAUUUCAAAAUAUUGAAGAAAACAAUAUUAUCUCCGACCCAACUAAGCCAGGUGGUAACGUUUGAAAUUUUAGAAAAUGAAAGAAGAUGGGUAGGUGUCGGAUGGUCAAAAUUUGUGUUACCUGGUGAUAGACCCAGCUAUUGCUAUGAACAAUCAAUGAAACCGUCCCCAUCUAUUUCCAAUGAUAAUGACUUCAAAUUUCCAAUAUUCGAAAAUGACUUGUAUACGUAUAUGUGGGAAUGGUUAGAAACGAACUGGAAAGUUGACAAAGAAUUCAACAAGGGUAAAGGUUCUGAGGGCUGGGUUUAUUACGAUAAUAACUGGUCAAAUGAAUCAUUUUCUGAUGGUUUUUCUAAGUUCACCAGAUCAAGAAAAUGGACUAGAAGAGCUACAUUGACUAUUGAUAAGCAAGAUAUUGUUUAUGAUGAAUGA
Messenger RNA from Debaryomyces fabryi, 1200 nucleotides. RefSeq lists its product as uncharacterized. Gene Ontology annotation, cellular component: peroxisomal membrane. Gene Ontology annotation, biological process: peroxisome organization. Lineage: Eukaryota; Fungi; Ascomycota; Pichiomycetes; Serinales; Debaryomycetaceae. The coding region runs from base 1 to 1200 and encodes 399 amino acids. The transcript has a single exon. The record is from RefSeq and is a predicted model, not a curated record.